Trachemys scripta elegans is the source of this 1325-nucleotide messenger RNA. RefSeq names its product interferon epsilon-like. NCBI's taxonomy places the organism in Eukaryota, Metazoa, Chordata, Testudines, Emydidae. The transcript is spliced from 2 exons. Gene Ontology annotation, cellular component: extracellular region. Gene Ontology annotation, molecular function: cytokine activity; type I interferon receptor binding. Gene Ontology annotation, biological process: positive regulation of peptidyl-serine phosphorylation of STAT protein; defense response; adaptive immune response. The coding region runs from base 1 to 567 and encodes 188 amino acids. The record is from RefSeq and is a predicted model, not a curated record.
AUGUGUUUGCUGCACAUCUGCCUUAUAAUGCUGUUCUUCACUGAAAUCUCUUCUCUGGACUGUACCAUCCUUCACUUCCAGCAAAAUAAAAUGAACAUGGAAAGCUUAGAGCUUCUGAGCAAAAUGGGUGGACAAUUUCCUCUACAAUGCCUAAAUGAAAAUAGGAACUUCAGGCUCCCCCAGAAAGCUCUCAGGCCCAGAGAGUCCCAGGAGAAGAAUGCCAAGAUGGUAAUCCAGGAGAUCCUCCAACAGAUCUUCAAUAUCUUCAGCAAAAACCUCACGCAAGCUGCCUGGGACAGGAGUUCUGUAGAGACAUUACAAAAUGGACUUCACCAGCAAACUGAGAAGCUAGAAACAUGUUUGCAUUUAGAGAUGGAGAAUGAGAGACCCUUUUUGGGCAACAAGAAACUCCUGUUCCCCAUGUUGAAACUGAAGAAAUACUUCCAAAGAAUCAGGGAUUUCCUGAAAGAAAAACAAUAUAGCUUGUGUGCCUGGGAGACCAUCCGCUUGGAAAUGGGGAGAUGUCUUUUGUUUGUUGACCAGCUGAUAAAAAGGCUUAAAAACUAAGCUUGGAAUUAUCAGUACUUCAGCUACAGAUAUAAAGACAACCGAAUGAAAUAGUCUACGCCAGAAUCUCACCUUUCUCAGUUGCCUCUUCUAAGUGAAAAGUUUCUGCCUUUUGAAUUAAGCAACAGACUGAGAUAACAUGCACUCUACACGUGUUCUGUAUGAUCAAAUUCACUUUCAUGAUAUUUUGAAAUGCUUUGUUCACGUCUUAAAAUUCACAGAAGAGGAAAAUGAUGGUAGCGGAGCAGGGAAACCACUUUGUUAAAAAACGAAAGUUUUAAGACUUGGACUUAAAUCAGUUCAGAAACAUGGAUUAAAAUAUAUUGAGUCUGCAAAAGACUUUACAAUCCACAGUUGAUAUUAACAGACAGGGAGUGUAAGACUACCUGAACUUGACAGCUAUGUGUCUGCUGCAAAUGCAAAGAUGACAGUCCAAGAGAUCGCACAUCAGAGCUUCAGUGUCUUUAAUACAAAUCUCACCCAAAUUGCCCGGAAUGGUAAUUCCGUAAAGACAUGCCAAAAUGAACAUCAUGGAGACAUGUUCAGAUGCAGAUUUGGAGGGGAAAAAAUCAAUUCAGGAAGUGUGUGGAUCUAAAGCUUUACCCUGACACUGACAGGGGAAUGAAACAUUGCAAAGACCUAUUUCCCAAAAGGUGAACUUAUUUGCUUAUAUGCCUGAGAAAUUCUCCAAACAGAAACUAAGUUAAGUUAUCUGUUUACUCAACAUCAGAAGGCUUAAAGUCUGAUAUAAAGGUCAG